AUGCCCCAUACCAUCGAAAGGGUUAGAAACGGUCACACUGGUAGGAAAGAGCUUAGAACACAGCCGUACACUCGAGAGGUUAAUAGGUUACUAGAUAAUAACCAAUUAAAUGAAGUAAACAUACAAGAGCCGGUGUUUUCAUAUAAUGCUGGGAUCAUGGUCACAACCCCCGACUUAAGCCUUAAAUGCUUCAUUAAUAAAACAGAAGAUACCACCCAGGCCAAACAUAUAACAGAAAUGCAUAUAAUGAAGUAUUAUAGGUCACAUUACCAUAUAUAUACAGACGGUAGCAAAAAUCCCAGCGAAAAUAAAGCUGGCGCGGCCUUUGUUGUCUUUGAUCCCUAUAGCAAAGAAAUUUGCUCGUCGGCUCUCAAAUUAGACCCAAGGGUCUCCAUAUUCACGUGUGAGGCAACAGCCAUCCAACAUGCACUGAAAUGGAUACCCGAAAACAUGCCCAGAAACAUAGCUAUAUUUACAGAUAGUUUGUCUGUAUUACAAUCAAUAAAUACAGGCAGGUCACACUCAAGAUCUGAUAUAAUAGUUGACAUUAUUCAUAAAAUCAGCCAUCUCAGUAAAAUAGGUAUACAUGUUUCCCUAAUAUGGGUCCCGAGUCACGUAGGCAUUAUGGGAAACGAAAGGGUCGAUCAACUAGCAAAGCAAGGGUCCGAAAAUGGAGCCCCAAAACAGGUCAAAUUAGCAGUAUCUGACGUUAAUAGCAUAAUAAAGGCCAAAUCAAGGGAGUUUUUUAGACAGAGAUGGCUACAACAAGACACAAUGCGCUGCGCCCUCUCUGAACAUAUCCCCAGUAAGAUGCAAAUUUAUAGCACAAACACCGGCCAUGAUAAGAUCAUUACCAGAUUAAGGCUGGGGCGGAACGGUCUGGGCUGGGAGAACUACUCAGAUAAACAUCUAUGCCCACACUGUACAGAAUACGAAACAUUCAACCACGUAUUCUUUGACAUACACAAAGAGUGUACACGAAAUGCAGAACACAGAUUGGAACUUGAAUGUGGACUCCUGAAACUCGGGUUGGUCUGUAUAGACAGAAAGACACUCCUCUUCCCUCCAAAGGAAGUCGAGCAGCAGGUCUACAGCCUCCUAAUACAUUUCAUCACGAAAAUAGGUUACUUGAACAGAAUAUAA
Mercenaria mercenaria is the source of this 1143-nucleotide messenger RNA. RefSeq lists its product as uncharacterized. Gene Ontology annotation, biological process: DNA replication, removal of RNA primer. Lineage: Eukaryota; Metazoa; Mollusca; Bivalvia; Venerida; Veneridae. Bases 1 to 1143 code for a protein of 380 amino acids. The record is from RefSeq and is a predicted model, not a curated record. Gene Ontology annotation, molecular function: nucleic acid binding; RNA-DNA hybrid ribonuclease activity. The transcript has a single exon.